This is a messenger RNA of Podarcis muralis (Common wall lizard), 13827 nucleotides long. The record is from RefSeq and is a predicted model, not a curated record. NCBI's taxonomy places the organism in Eukaryota, Metazoa, Chordata, Lepidosauria, Squamata, Lacertidae.
AGCCAGCCAGGCCCCCCCUCCCUCUCCACUAAAAGACCCGACACCCUCCACCUCCGCCGGCCUCCCUUAAAAGGCUAAUCGGUGUACUGUAUCUUUAAAAGGUUCAAACCUCUUUCCAAAAGGCCUAGAGAUAGCCGGGGGGUGGGGGAAGGAGAGGAAAAAAUGAAAAAGCCACCGCCGCGGAGAUAGACGGAGAAGCUCGGCUGUUUUGCCUCUUAGAAGCAGAGGAGGCAAAGGAAAGCAAGCAGCAAUUCCGAUUGUGAUGCGGCUUCUCCGGGCGGAAUUUAUUCCUCGCUGUCCAGAGGCGGCAGGAAGAAGCUUCCGCGUGGGCUUCUUCUCCUUCUUCUCCAGCGUGGAUUAUUUUUAUUCCGAAGAAUAACAGAGGAGGAUUGGUUCCGGCUGGAGCAUGCUCACAAACUGCACAAUCUCCCAUGAUUAAGCUUGCCUAGGGUGUUUGGUUCCCCCCCCCUUCUUCUUCUUUUUCUCCUCUCCCCCCCUCCCCUCUUCUCUCUUUCCCACAUUGAUUUUGUUUUGAAGCUGAGCUACAAACCAUCAGGGCAGGGUUGGGGGGGGGCGACGACCUGCCUUCCCCCUUCCUCCCUCGGAGAAGGAAAACAUCGCGCGCCUUCUUCUCCCAGCAAUAUGACAUAAUAAUCCCCAUCCCCGAUCUUCCCUCCCUCCCUCCCUCCCUACCCCCACACCACCACCUCUUUUUGAAACAGGUGUUAUUAAAAAGACUAGGAAAUAAGCUACCCGGCAGCUCAGCGGAACGCUUCCUCCAGGAGGGGAGAGCGAGGCUGCAGAGCCUCUCAGGAAAUUGCCAGCAUCGUGAGAAUCGCGAAAGUGGAGGGGAUCGGGCUCUGCUUGCAGCCAGGCAGCCAAGGCUCUUGUUCAAAAAACAUCUUCCUCUUGCUGAUCACCUUAAAGACUGUUGCUGAAAUAUACAGUGGGGACUUGUGGUUGCAUCUUCACAGGCUGAAUUAAGCCCUUCAGAAAUAAUAAAAUAAAGGAAAGCGCAAACACCAUUAGAGCUGCAGAAAUCAAAUUCGUUAAAUGAUGAGCCUGGAGACGUCACAAUGGCGCCGCUAUCUACAAUGCGUCACGGUUUGAAGGAUUGUGAUCGGUCUGUUUCCCAAGGUCUCUGAACGGCAAAGUGGAAGAAGAGGAAAGCAGAGAAGGAAUCAGGGCACACAUGCAGAGAGGAACAGAGGACUGCCAAGUGCUGUUUUUCCAAGCCAAGGAGAAAGAUGGCUGCGAGAUGAGCAUGGGAGCCUCACGUUUACCAAGGCUUGCAUGAGAAAAAGGACCCGAGGCAAUGUUCUGGGUUGCUUCUCCUCUUUGAAGGCUUGCCACCAUCAACGGUGAUAAAAAUGGCCCGCUUUAAAGCCUCUGCAAAAUCCACAAGGAAAAUAUUUGGACUACAGGUUUUGGACAGUUUUCCUGCUUUGAAGUAGUUUGUCAUGCUUUACCAGUGUGAACUCUCUUGACCCUCAACCAACCUUUUUUUCCCUUUUCAUUGUUCCCUCCCCACCCUCUGUUCCUCCCCCCCCCCCGAAUCAAACAGCAGUGAGUGACGCUUUGAAAUCUCGAGUCAACAACCGUUUUCUCUGGCCGCCACCUUUGGCAGCCCCACAGCAAAUGCCGGCGAGCUAACACAGAGGAGUCCUUCCUUCAUUAUCCAUGAAGCCUGCCGACACCUUCCCGAAAUAGAUUCCUUGGACCAUCUCCCCCCUCCUCGCCUUUCCCUUUCCAAGGUCAUGGAUCCUGAACAAAGCCAGAGGAGCACAAAGAAGGGCGAGGAAGGGUCGAGGAGGAGGCUUGUCAAAGGACAGGCUUUCCAAAGCAGUGUUUCGUCCGCCGCUACCUAUCCGGGGAGCUCGGCUCCUUUGCAAGGCUCUCCCCUCCGGGACGUUGCAGCGCAGCAGCCUUUUUCAAGGGAGGAGGCCCAGGAGAAGACAGGGCCAGCCCAGCUCAAACGCCCCUCUUUUGAGCGCGCUCCCCACAUCUCCCAGCUUCAGCAGCACCCCCUGUCGCCAGCGUUCAUGCCUCCCCGGAAGCAGGAACAUGUCCUUGAAGGUCCCACGACAUGGCAGCUAGUCGACCCAGCCAGAGCAGGUCCCUCCAGUUCGUUCCCAUCCUCUGGGCUUCACCCUGGCCAGCACUUGCCGUCCCGUCCUCCGGUCGUCCCCGAAGAGGACAUGCCCUCCGUUCCAAAGGUCUACACUCCCCGCGCUUCGCAAGCUUCCUUGAAAUCCUCGGAAGAAGGCCACAAGAAAGAGAAGAAACCCCAGAAACCUGGCAAAUACAUUUGCCAGUACUGUAGCCGGCCUUGCGCCAAGCCCAGCGUCCUCCAGAAACACAUCCGUUCGCACACAGGGGAGCGGCCCUAUCCCUGCGUCCCCUGUGGCUUUUCCUUCAAAACCAAGAGCAAUCUGUAUAAACAUCGGAAGUCUCACGCUCACCGGAUCAAAGCCGGUCUUGCCUCGGGGACUGGGACCGAGCUGUACCCUUCCGGUUUGGAAAUGGAGAAGAUGGCCGGAGAGGAAUUUGAAGAGCCCACCGAGGGUGAAAGCACCGACUCGGAGGAGGAGACCAGGAGCGCGCCGAGCCAUUUGGCAGAACUGUCGCCCCAGAGAAAGCAAACCAUGUUGUACGGGUCGGGAAGCCAGAGCUCUAGCCUAGAGAGCUGCUCGUUUUCUCACUCUAGCCUGUCUCAGUCUCUCGAGGAAAGCAGCCCGUUUGUGGAGCCGGCUUCGGAGCAUGCCCAAAGUCAUAAAUCGGAGGAAACGCAUACUAUCAAGCAGAAGCUCGCUCUGCGAUUGAGUGAAAGAAAGAAGGUGAUUGAGGAACAAGCUUUCCUUAGCCCUGGCAGCAAAGGAAGCACAGAAUCUGGCUAUUUCUCCAGGUCAGAGAGUGCCGAGCAGCAAAUCAGCCCACCAAACACCAACGCCAAGUCUUAUGCAGAGAUCAUUUUUGGCAAAUGUGGGAGAAUUGGCCAACGGACUUCCAUGUUAGCGGCAGCCACUGCCCAAGAAUUUCCCCAGGUAUCGUCCGAGGAGAAACUCAGCACAGUCCCUUUGUCUGUGCCCAGAACGCAGGUUAUUGAACAUAUCACCAAACUGAUCACUAUUAACGAAGCCGUUGUUGACACCAGCGAGAUAGAUAGCGUCAAGCCCAGGAGAAGUUCAUUGUCCAGACGCAGCAGCAUUGAAUCGCCAAAGUCCGGCCCGUACAGAGAGCCCUUUGCGUUAGAAAUCAAACCCGGCUCUGGUAGCCAACUCGAUUCAUCCAAGUCACUGAUGCCCCACAUGGAAAUGAAGCCCGAACAAUCAUUGCUAUCACUCCAGCAUUCCCACAGUGCCACAGAGACAGUGCCUCUCCUACGAAGCCACUCUAUGCCUUCAGCUGCGUGCACCAUCAGCUCCUCCCAUACCUUUAGAGGUAGCUAUUCUUUUGAUGACCACAUCACCGAAUCGGAGGUCCAAAGCCGCAGUCAGGUGUCUUCCCACCCACGCAUGCUAAAACGGCAGCCCGCCAUCGAACUUCCGUUGGGGGUGGAGUAUGGUUCGGAGGACGUGGGCGCGGCGAGCAAAGAAAGCACUUCCAAACCUCCCGAGGAACAAGAAAGCAAGGAGAGCGAGCUCACCAAAAAGUCAAGGAAGGGCGCGAAAACAAAAGGGUUCAUGUACGAGUGCAACGUUUGCGGUGCUCGCUACAAGAAACGGGAUAAUUACGAAGCCCACAAAAAGUAUUACUGUUCAGAACUGCAGGUCUCCAAGCCCCGCUCUUCCAGUUCUCAUUUUUCAUUGGAAGCCGAGAAGGGUUCCGUAGAAUCUGAUCCUUGGCCGCAGAUGAUGCAUUAUAAGCUGGGGACGAGUUUAGAACUAACUCCGCUGAGGAAAAGGCGUAAGGAAAAAAGCCUCGGUGAUGAUGAGGACCCCCCGGCUUUUGAGUUGACCAGUCCAUCUUCCUGUAGCUCUGGGGCAGCCGCUCAGUUUACUAGCUUGAAACCCACUGAUGUGGCCUUGAACCUGACUUCCGAGUCCAUGACGUCACCAGCAGACCUCAGCAAAUCGAUGCCGCUCUCUGACGCCGGUGUCACUUUCCACUCUAGGACUACAAAACCAUCUUUUGGUAUGGAAGUCAAGGAGAGGCGGACGACCUCAAAGGAGAUCUCUGUCAUCCAGCACACAAGCUCCUUUGAGAAGUCGGAUUCUAUCGAACAACUGAGCAGCUUGGAAGGAGAGGAAAAGUUGCCGUUGCCAUACACUUCUCAAUCAGCUGCACAGCAGAGCCGGCCGACUCAUUCCCUGCAGCCAAAGCUUGUGCGUCAACCCAACAUCCAAGUCCCUGAGAUCCUGGUCACAGAAGAGCCGGACAGGCCAGAGAUGGAGCCCGAACCUCCCCCUAAAGAGCCGGAGAAGACGGAGGAGUUUCAGUGGCCACAGAGAAGCCAGUCUCUCUCCCAGCUUCCUGCAGAGAAGCUGCCACCCAAAAAGAAGAGGCUGAGGCUUGCGGAAAUGGCUCAGUCUUCUGGAGAAUCCAGCUUUGAGUCAGUCAGGAGCCCCAGUCAGGAGAGCAGCAUCUCCCAUGCCUCCAGCCGCUCAACGUCAUUUGAACGUGAAGAAGCUGCUUCCCAGUCCUCUGAAUCCCACAUAAAACCUAUUGGGCUCGGCCCACACAUGCUAACAGUGCCAGGCCACCACCACCCUCACCACCCUACCCGAGAAAUGCGGAGGUCCGUCUCCGAGCAGACGCCCAACGUCUCUCCCUCCUCUCCAAUGUCGGAGACCCGCAGCAAAUCGUUUGACUAUGGGAGCUUAUGCUCCUCCUCUCCCACUUCCCUGCCCCGCCCACCAACAACAUCAGCAGCACAGGAGAGGAGGAAAUGUUUCCUGGUGAGGCAGGCGUCUCUUGCUGGGCACCCAGAGCACGAGCCGGACUCUGGCUCCAAAGGAGGGACAGAAACGGAAGAGCUGCUGCAAUCCACAAGCAAAUCUUCAGCUGCAAGUUUGCCCCAGCAGCAACCACCGUCCUCUUCCUCCUCCUCUUCUCAAAGAGGCUACCCAGCUGACAAGGGUGAGCCAAAAGACUGCCCUGAGCGCACAUAUACCCAUCCCUACACUGAAGCUCUGCAGGUGUUUCACCACCCAUCGGCCCAAUUGACGCUCCACGAGAAACAGUACAUGGCCCCGCAGAUUUCUCUCUUGCCAUUCCAGCAUCUUUUGCCACCAUCGGGACAGACGGUGGAGCUCUUUUCCAGCCAGACAAUGACCGACCUCUUUGCCGCUCAGUAUUCCAUCCCGCAAAUACCGCACUCCAUCUUUGAGAAUGCAGCCAUCCCGCUGCAAGACGCUUUGCUCCACCCAGGCCAGCUUCACAUUGCCCCUCCACUGCUGUCCCACCCAGGGGACGUGGCCCUCAGGCAGAGCCCGUCCCUUGUCCCUGUGCACUACCCAGGCUCCCCACCGCUCCAUUCUGCCUUUUUUCUGCCCCUCCAGUCCCAGCUUGCUCUCCAGUUGCCAAGUGACAUUGGUGCCCAUUUGCCCCAGCUCAAAUCGAGGCUCUCUCCACCCACCGGAAGUCCCAUCUUCUCCCCAUUUGCAGACUACAGCUCCGAGAGCAGACUGCAUAUUUUGGCCCGGCCUAGCAGCCCCUCUGCAUCUGUCUCCAUCUCUCAGUUGGUGGUGCCUGCACGAUCUGAGCCUGUCGUGUCGCUAGUGGUCCCAGUUCGCAUUCAGACGAAUAUGCCCUCCUACGGAAGCGCAAUGUAUACAACCCUUUCUCAGAUCCUGGUCACUCAGUCACACUGCAGCGCCUCUUCUAUCAUCCUGCCGAGAUUUGACGAGUAUGAGGCCAAGGGUACCUUGGUUUGCACCGCUAACGUUCACGGAAUCGGCCUCGAUCUGGCACAGAUGAUCACCGAAGAGCAGAAGAGCAUCUUCCAGACACCCUACCUAAGGCUGCCGCUGUCACUCUCGGAAAAGAAAGGCUACAUUCCUCUUGGCUCGCCAUCCGAAAGCCUGUUGGAUCUUGAAGGGAGUCCGUCGACUGUCGGAGGAAGCAAGCGGAUGCUGUCUCCGGCCGGAAGCUUGGAACUCACGAUGGAAACCCAGCAGCAAAAAAGGGUGAAGGAGGAAGAGUUCUCUGAGAUGGAGAAGUCAGAAGCAGUGGUGGCCCCCAGUGCAACAGAGGAAGGGAAGGAGCAGAAUCAAAGGAGAGUCAAGUCAGAAGUGCUCCCGGACGUGUCGCCUGAGCAGUCUGAGUUGGAAGAAGUCCAGGGAACUUUAUGGCCAGCCUCUCCACAGCCUGAGGUCUCGAGCUCUGAGGGGCACGAGGAAUCUAAGCAUCCAGCUGGCAAGCAGUUGCAAAGCAAGGAAUCUCCGCAGAUGGUGAAGAAAGAAGAUUCGAAAGAGCCUGUGGAGCCACCUGCAACAACCUCCCCAAGUCCAGUUCUUCGUUCUGAGGCUGCCCAAAGUUCAAAGAAGUCCCAAGAGGGGCCAGAUGUCAAGAAGGUAUUUCAGUUCCCCAGUCUCCAUACAACUACUAAUGUCAGUUGGUGCUAUUUAAAUUACACAAAGCCAAAUCACAUCCAGCAAGUUGACCGAAGGUCCUCGGUGUAUGCCGGCUGGUGCGUUAGUUUGUAUAAUCCCAACCUCCCCGGUGUGUCCACCAAAGCAGCCCUUUCGCUCCUGCGCUCCAAGCAAAAGGUGAGCAAAGAAACCUACACCAUGUCUGCUGCUCCACGUCCAGAGGCAGGGAGGCUUGUGCCCUCAAGCGCCGGGAACCCCAAAAUGUCGGAGGUUCACCUGCCUUCACUCCUCCCCAACGAAGGUCGAAAGGACGAAAUGAGAACUGAAAAGGAAGAGGAGAAAAGAGGAAAACCAGAAGACGACAUUCCCAUAUCCAAACGAGGGGAGCCAGCCCGGAUCAAGAUCUUUGAAGGAGGGUACAAAUCAAACGAAGAGUAUGUGUAUGUGCGAGGCCGUGGACGAGGGAAGUAUGUAUGUGAGGAGUGUGGAAUUCGCUGCAAGAAGCCCAGCAUGCUGAAGAAACACAUUCGCACGCACACAGACGUCAGGCCAUAUGUCUGCAAGUACUGUAACUUUGCUUUUAAAACCAAAGGGAAUCUGACUAAACAUAUGAAGUCAAAAGCCCACAGCAAAAAAUGUCAGGAGAUGGGUGUGUUGGUGUCUUCGCUGGUGGAGCAAGAAGCAGAUGAAGGAACCAGUGAAGAUCUCUUCCAAGAUUCAGAAGGGCAGGAGGGAUCUGAGCCACUUGAAGAACACCAGUUUUCAGACUUGGGAGAGUCUGACGAUGACAAUGACGACGAGGAAGAGGAGGAGGAAGAGGAAGAGGAGGAGGAAAGCCAAGAGGAGCCACCAGUGAAGCUUUCAGAAAUGAAGAACAUCCCCCUCCCAGGACAUUCUCCAAGAGGUUCUCACUCCGCCCAGGAGAAAGGCACCAGGACAGCAUUGUCCAUCUUGGAAGAUGUUGUCUCCACUAGCAAGCGUGCUGUUCGGCGUCACCAGACCACCUCCUCGGGGCCAGAAACGAAAUGGUCGGCUGACAGCACUGAAGUUGCCGUCUGCCACAGCUUCUUGAGACUCCACCGGCCGGUUUUGACCUCCAGUGGACCCGUGGCUUCUUCUGCUGAGAAGGAUCCCGUUACAAGGCCACAGAUGCUCUUAGCGAUGGACUUGUCAAUCUCCAAAGACACCUCUCUGAGGAGGAAGGGGUCUCCAAGCAAGGACUCUGGCUUUGGCAGUGGUGGCAACAACAACCGUUCCAUGUUGGCUAGGAAGCACCUGUUAUCCAAAAACGAAAUGUCUCCGAAAAGGUUUUCGACAGCUGGAGAAACACCUUCUCUGAGGAGCUUCUCUCCAGCGAGGGGGAGGUCCUCUGGUCACCGAAUGUCUCCGAGGAGAGAGGCGUUUCCCCUCCGCAGUCUGUCGCCGAGACUCGAGCUCUCGCCCAGCAGGUACAUAUCUCCGAAAAGAGAGCUGUCGUCGCGAAUGUACCUCCCGCCAGAGAGAGGCGUGUCUCCUGUGAGACAUUUGUCUCCAAGCAGGGAUGUCUCCACAGCCAGAUACUUAUCCCUGAAGAAGAUGUUGUCCCAGAGCUAUUCAGAGCCACCUUCGAGGUACCCGUCCCCAGGAAGAGAGGACUUGCCUUCUCAUGGCCAGUCGGCAGCAGAUGAAAAAGUUCAAAGCCUGGGUAAAACUCUGCAUGGGAUCUCGUCUUCAGUGCCUCUACCUCACAGGUCCCUCGGCAAGAAUACAGAACUGUAUGAAGGACCUAAACUGAAGACAGAAUCCAGGAGCCCAGCGAGUUCACCGGGCGUCACUCAGCAUCACUGCGUCAGGCCUUUGCAAUCGCCCCACGACACGCACGCCCAUGCCCCAAGCCGGGUGGAAGACUACAUCUUUAGCCACCUCCCAUUGCACUCCCAGCAGCUACCCCGGAGCCCCUUCCCCAUGAUCCCAAUUGGGGGCAUUCAAAUGGUCCAGGCAAGGCCCAGCAGCCAUCCCGGCUUGGGGCACGGAUCAGUGAUGUCGCUGCACGCCAGCUACUUCGCCCCCAGCGGUGACACCUCUGAAUCCAGCCAAGCGAAAGAUCCCGGCAAGGUGGCCCAAGGCAUCCGAGAAGCUCGCUCCUCAUCCACAACACCACCGCUUCAUAGCAGCAGCUGCUUGGAAGGGACAAUAAGGACUAGCGAGCAGGAACACAGGGUGAAAGACAGCGCCGAACCCGGCGGCCCAGAGUGGGGAAGCCGUACGCCCAGCCGAGAUGGUUCCUGUCCGGAGGAUGAGCCUUCAGCCAGCAGGGAAGGCGUCCGGUGGGAGAAGGGGAAGAAACCACGUAGCAGCUCAAACGCCUCCUUGGAACCCCCCUGCACUUUGAUCUCGGACUUCCCCACCCAGACACUGGACAGGAGCAGCAGCGCUGGCUGCCUGCUGGAGCCCUUGUCCUCGAGCCACUCCUCCUCCCAGCCUCCCACCAGGAGAAGGAACCUCUCUGGGGAGCCAGCUCCCCCCACCACAGGGGUACAGAGGAGGAGGAGCCCUCCCUUGGAGCAAGUCAGCUUCAGCCUACUGCAAAGGCAAGUGGAUCACAAUACAGGAAGUGCUUGAGCCCUCCCUCCCAGCUUUUGACCCCGGCUUCCCCGUAAGAUCAACAAACCUUUGUCAGUGCGAUUGGUUUUCGAAUAGUCAUUGCUAAAGGAAAAGAAACGAAAAGACCCAAUGCUCUAGCAUACGACCAAACCCACGGAGACUGUUGCUGGUUCUCUCUCUCUCUCUCUCUGUUUCAGUCUGCUAUUAUUUCCAUCGUAAUUGUGUGCCUUUUUCUAGACUUUCUUUCAUUUGCGUGUGCGUGCGUGCGUGUGUUUUGGUUGUUGCUUGAAAUGCACCGACAAAUUGAAGCUAUGAAUUUAUUGUUAUUGUUUUCACUGCUUUCUUUUAUCGGAAAGGGGCUUAUUCUUAGACCGUGUCUCCAUUCCCCACGAUGAGGUCUUGUCUCAACCACAUGCAGACAUGUGGAAAGAGUUGAGAAGAAUUUCCAAUGGAUGCACUGAAAAGCAUCAAACCACCACCUCUCUCAUGUACAGACAGGUACAACCUGCCCCCACCCCACAACGACCGUACCCCUUAUUUAUUACUUGCUUUAUUUAAUAUGUGGCAAAGUAUUUUAUAAUUAUUCCUUUUAUUAUUUGCAUUACUGUGGUUGCCUCUAAAUGUGCUUUAAAGACAGAUGUGACUGCUUUAAUCUGGAAGAAGAAGAAGAAGAAGAAGAAGAAGAAGAAGAAGAAGAAGAAGAAGAAGAAGAAGAAGAAGAAGAAGAGAGGAAUGUUUACCCUCCGAUUGUAACUGAAACUAGCACUUGUUUUCUAUGGGGAGGCCCUGAUGGUGAUAAAAGGUAAUCUCUCCAAAACAAAGAAAGAAUCUCAGAAUGUGCCUCCCCCCCCCUACAAAUUACCCCCCAAGCACUUUUUUUUUAAAGGGACACGCACAUAAGCAAAAGGUCCCUCUACCCUGCCCCACAAAGGGAAAUAAAAAAGAGAAAUUGCAAGAAAAUAGGAAUAUAUUGAAUGUAAAAAUAAAAAAUAAUGUUCUGGGAAUGGUAGAUCUUUGCUUUCUGACCACCAUUCUUGCUUUAAUACUGACAUUCCGUGACCUGGCUGCUGCUUUGACUGAUACGCACAAUCUCUAAGGGGUGCCUUUUGCCAGCCGCUAGAUGGUAGGGGCUUGGCUGUCAUCCCUGUGGAUCCUGCCCUUUGGAAAUCUGCUCUCUAGUUGGAGAUCUUUUGUUUUUGCUUUUAAGGGGAGAAAACACCUUCUCUUAUCACACAUUUGGAAAUUGUAAGAGAAAAAUUGAAAUAAGUUGCUUACUGAUCUGGACUACAACUCCCAUCAGCCCCAGCCAGCAUGGCUAAUGGUCAGGAGUGAUGGGAGUUGGAGUCCAGCAACAUUUGGAGUGCCACAGAUUUCCCACCCAGCGCAGAAAUCAAGGCUGAGUUCAUUCUUGCCUCAAUAUCACCCUGAACCAUAUCUGCGUUCCUAGUUCUGCUACUGGUCCUAGAUGUAUCCUAUGUUUAUCAGAUCAGCCACAUGUUCAACUGCGUAGAGUCCACAAAGAAGUACCGUAAUUAAGGGCUUUUUUUUUCAUACUGUUAUCUCCCCCCCCCCCACUUAAUGGAAUAACUACAAACGUUAGUCUACAUUAUGCAGUAGAUCUUUUAGGCUAUACAUUCCUAUAUGAAAAGGUCCCAGUGAAUUCCCAUUGAGCUGUUUGCAUUUCAGAUCAAUAGGUUGCAAUGGAUGAUGUUUUAGCAAAGGGGCAGAAGAAUGCAAUGUCUCCAAUGGCUAACCAACCUGGUGUCACCUAUAGAAAGAUCAGGGCCAGAGCCACACAGGUCUUUUAAUAUAUACACACUGCAUUUAAUAGCAGACGUUUACUCUAAUUGAGAGCAAGCUUGCUAAUUUGGCGAGUGUCUUGCUCUGGAUCGAGUCUGUACACACAGUUUUUGAAACUAACUAGGCAAAAUGAAUCAGUUCCACAAAUAUUUAACCAAUGGACCAGUCCUUUCUGAGAUGUUCCCAUUUAUUAUGUGCAUGCUCCACACAACAAUGUCCUGAACAAUAUUUUUAUUUUAAGCAGGCAUGGAAAGCCAUGAACUGUUGCCAAGGCGUAGCUGAAUAACGUGGAAUGGAUGGGGCUUUGAGUUGAAUAAUCUUCUGCGAUGUAUCAUUUCAUUUUUUGUGUUGUACUGAAUAGUUUUGGUGGAGCUCUUUUGAUUUUCUUUGGUCGAAAUGAUGUUGUGACUGAAAUGAUGUGAAGGUGACCAAACUGACGCUGGACUUUCCCUGGAAAACUCCAUUCACAGCGGACAGUGUUCUGUUUUGUUUCCCCCUUGGUUUACUUCUGCUUCCAAUACCUCUUUCAGUGCUAAGGUCCGGAAAGAUCUUGCUUAUAGAGUCUGCACUAGCAUCCGGUACCUAACCCGAGACUUUAUUGAAGGUCCAAUACAAUCCCCUUUGUCAACAGAUCAUGGGGAUGAACAUCAGUCACCGAGUUAAAGUCUGGCUCCAAUGGAAAUUGGUAUCAUGGUCAUGAUACCUUCAAAAGAUUCAGAAUGGCACCCGUCAACUUAAUGGAAUGAGCAAAGCCUGGACCAGAACAUCGGUGGUCAUUGUUGAAAAGCCGCACCUUGUCUCUGCCAUGACUUUGAAUUCCAGGUGGUUGAUUUCCCCCUCAUCCCCUCCUUCCUUCCCCUCCUUUAACCAGCUAGUCAUGCAGCUCUUUUAGGACCAAAUGGUUUUCGGUAUUGAGCCUUCACUGGGCAUUUGCUCUUCAAUUAUCCAUUCACGCUCUGGUUUUGUUUUGAGGCUAGAUCAAAUGCAACCUGGUGCUCAGUUUUCAGCCUUUGGAUUGAACUCUGCUUUGGGUGCAUUGGACAGGAUCUGUUCCGAUGACAUCUGCAAACAACCCGGAGCUAAUAACAAUAAUAACCUUCUGGGUAUGUUUACCUAUUGCUCUCGAACCUUUCUUAAUCCUCUGUGAGGCAAGCACUGCAAAUGUAAAUAGUGUCAUCUAGGGGGGUAUUUGCAUCUGGGGUAGAAAGGACAGGACAGGACCUCAAUGCUGUUUGAAUAGGCUGGCAGACAAGACACCAUGCAAAGCUCUGUAGCUUUGGAUGGCAACAUCCACUGCAGAGGACUCUACUUGAACUCUUCCUUUCACUUUCUGGUUGGGAUCUGCAAAGUGCCUAGAUCCUGAGUAUUUAUGCCAGUGUAUCUGCCUGCAGCAACCUUUUGCCCUUUCUGUAACACCACUCUCUCCAGUGGUGUUGCUGGACGUAGAAGAAACCAUGCCACAAUGGGUGGCAGUUGCGAAUGCAGAAAUUGACCUCUCUUUUUUUUUGCCAGGGUAGCUUUUGCAUUUCCAUAUAAAUUGAAGCCACAGUUGGCAGAGGUCUCACACUGCAAAGAAGCUUUGUGAUGCAAGCAAACCAAUGGAUGCAACAAUCUCCUUCCAUCCAUCGCAAGUCUCCUGAAUGUCUCUGGGGCAUUUCCUGGUGGCCUAUCUAAUUGCACUGGCUGGCCAGGUGGAGCUGGCUCUCCUUAGGGCACGAUGCUAAACAAACUAAGGGCUCAAACUGCAAGGUGCUGAGCACUCCAGGCAGACCUAGCAAAGCCUUAAGAAUGUGCUUCGCCUCGAGCACUUAACUUGCCCCACUGAAGGUAAAGUUCUGAGCCCAUCACAAAGUCGCUGCGUGGUUCCCCCGGUGUGGUGCUAUAACAGAAGCCUGCAGAGAUGGCCAUGUGUCAAAUCUGUCGCUAGACCUGACAUUUCCUGCCAUUCAUUAUUUUGCUGUUGUUGAAAGGUUUUUUCAGAGAUCAGAUUUUAAUCUCUCUCCCCUGCCCCUCACCCUUGCAAACCACCCUUCCCAAAGCUGCAAUCCUAUAUGCACUUUCUUGGGAGUAAAUCUCACCCAGCAUAGUGAUAUUUACUUCAGAGUAAGCGUGUGAAUUAUUGGGCUGCACUUUCCAUAGGUUACUUCUGCAAUUGCUUUCUAUUUUGAUCUAGCUUUGCAUAGUUUGAAAAACAAGAAAGAAAAGAAAAGAAAAACCCUUGUAAAACUAUUUUGACUAUUAUUAAUAUUUUUGCAAAUUCUGGGUACUGUUAUUCCUUGGCUAAGUCAGACCUUCUUAGUUAUUAUUAUUACUGGCUGAGACAAGACCUCUGUAUUUUGGUUACUUGAGCAUCUCUCCUAUUUUUAUCCCUUUUCAGCCAAAGAGACAAAGAAAAUUAUUUUGAAAUGUUGAUGGCAUCCGUGAGAGUUGAUUGCUUUUUAAUUUUGGAGCACUUUAUUCCUAGAUUUAUAAUCUGUGAAGGACUUUUCCUCUAUAUUUAAGCACCUUCCUGGUUUCCCAGUGUUCUGAGAAUCAGUAAUUAAUUACUUCUUUUACUAUGUAACCCUAUGCAGGUUUACUCAGAAGUAAAUUCCAUGGUGUUCAUUGGGACUUACUCCCAGGUAAGCGUGCAUAGGAUUAGUAGCAGAAAGCCAUUUGGAGUGUCAGUUUCAGGCCAGAGUUCAAAACAGUUGGUCACCUACCUAGCAAUCUGGGUUAAACUGAAAUUGACUUCAGAAAGUGGGCCAACUUGGGUAUAAUAUCACACUAUGGUUUGCUCUAACUGCAACUUAAAGUGCAAUACCAUACACAGUUGCUCUGAGACUUAGUCCAGAUGUAGAGGAAAACCAUGGUUUGUGGGAUUGCCAUCUUUCCUUCACUUUCCCUGAGAAUUCAUAGCCAUUACCCCCCC